CCCGGCGGGAAUGGCCCGGUCCCGGCGGGGAAUGAAGCGCGGGAGCCCCGGCGUGGGGAGAGGGGCGAGAGCAGAGCUGGGGGAGCUGCGGCAGCCUGGAGGGGCGGUGGGGCCUGGAGAUGAGUGGGGUCCGGGUCGGGCGAAGCUCGGAGCGCUGUCGGGGAGGGGAGGGGAAGGCGUGAGUGUGUGGAGUGGGGGAUGCUGAAGAAGGGAGCCCGGGAGCCCCGGGAGCCGAGGCAGAAUCGGGGGAGGAUGAGCCCUGGCAGCCCCGACACCCCCUGAGCAUGGCUGAGCAGGAGCCGGGGGAGGGGGCGUCCCCAGGAGCCACGGGCCCCCCAAAGGAAGGGCUCUGGAACGGGGGAAGUGCCGGGAGAGUUUCUUUGGCCUCCUGCUUUGGGGAUUUUUGUGGGCACCAGAGCCGCGGUGAUCUCUAGAGAUGGAUUUGGGCAGUGGGACCUUCAAAAGCCAAGGCACUCACACCUUGUUUUUUCCCCCAGACCUGGAUUUCCCAUUCCUAAACCUUGGCCAGAUGGAGGAGGAGGAGGCUGCGAGGAAGAGGAAGAUGCCCCAGGACAGCCAGGCAGACAAGGAGCUGAGGAUGGAGACCAGGGAGGACAAAUCCUCGGGUCAGAACCUCGUGGAAGAGGCUGUUUUGAGCGGCUCCACGGGACAGGAAUCCAACAGGGAGGAAAAGCCACGGAGAACCCGCAGGAGGAGGAGCUGCAAACCCAGCCCAGGGUGCUCUGAGAAGGAAAGACCCACCCUGAGCCGGGAAAGCGGCCGGAGAUCCAGCCGGGGCUCUGAGCUGGUGGUCCAUGAGAAGCUCCAGGAUGGGAAGAAGCCCCACCAGUGCUUGGAGUGUGGGAGGAGUUUCUUCAAAAGGUCCCGCCUGCUCCGCCACCAGAUGAUCCACACGGGGGAACGGCCCUAUGAGUGUGGGAAAUGUGGGAAAGGCUUCAGAAACACCUCGAGUCUGCUCAUCCACCAGACCGUCCACACCGGGGAGCGUCCCUAUGAAUGUGGGGAGUGUGGGAAGAGCUUCAGCACCAACUCCCACCUGACUGUCCACCAGAGGAUCCACACCGGGGCACGGCCCUACGAAUGUGGGGAAUGUGGGAAGGGCUUCAGCACCAGAUGCCGCCUGACUGUCCACCAGAGGAUCCACACCGGGGAACGGCCCUACGAAUGUGGGGAAUGUGGGAAGAGCUUCAGCGCCCAGUCCAAUUUGAUCCGCCACCAGAAGACCCACACGGGGGAACAGCCCUACGAGUGUGAGGAAUGUGGGAAGAGAUUCACCGCCAGCUCCAGUUUGAUCCGCCACUGGAUGAUCCACAGUGGGAUACGACCCUAUGUGUGUAGGGAAUGUGGGAAGGGCUUCCGUGUCCGCUCUUGUCUGAUCAUGCACCAGUCAGUUCACACCGGGGAAUGUCCCUACACGUGCUCAGAGUGUGGGAAGAGCUUCACCCAGCCCUCCAACCUGACCAUGCACCAGAGGAUCCACACCGGGGAGAGGCCCUACAAGUGCUCAGAGUGUGGGAAGAGCUUUGUGCGGAGCUCCCACCUGAACAUCCACCGUAAGAUCCAUACCAGGGAGACGCCCUACAAGUGCUCACAAUGUGAGAAGAGCUUCAUCUAUCGCUCCAGGCUUAUCGCCCACCAGCGCACCCACAGCAUGGAGGGACCCUAACGGUGUCCCCAGUGUGGGCAGAGCUUCUCCCAGAGCUCUACCGUGAGCCAACAGCAAGGGAGGCCCCGGUAAGGGAAGCCCUGCGUGUGCCCCGCGUGCAGGAAGAGCUUUGUGCGCUGCCCCAGCUCCAUCCUCCUCUGGAUGAUCCCCAGUGAGCCUGGCUGGGCAGGGACUCGGUGAUCCGUGCUCCUGGUGAUCCGUGCUGGGAAGACACCUGGCUGGUGAUGUCCACAUCUUCCUGGCUCCCUGUGCUCACCUGGGCUCAGCAGGAGCUCAAGGAGCACAGCCGUGGACAGUGACACGGGGAGCCACGAACAUGGGAGGGG
This is a messenger RNA of Poecile atricapillus (Black-capped chickadee), 2013 nucleotides long. RefSeq names its product zinc finger protein 501-like. Gene Ontology annotation, cellular component: nucleus. The transcript has 2 exons. Gene Ontology annotation, molecular function: RNA polymerase II transcription regulatory region sequence-specific DNA binding; DNA-binding transcription factor activity, RNA polymerase II-specific. Gene Ontology annotation, biological process: regulation of transcription by RNA polymerase II. The coding region runs from base 437 to 1687 and encodes 416 amino acids. The record is from RefSeq and is a predicted model, not a curated record. NCBI's taxonomy places the organism in Eukaryota, Metazoa, Chordata, Aves, Passeriformes, Paridae.